AUGGUGUUUUUUUGUUUUCUAAAUUUGGAUGUUGAAGGGCACGAGAGUCAUGGAGUUCAUUUGUGUCACAAAUGUGGAUGGCCAUUUCCAAAUCCACAUCCUAGUGCCAAACACAGGCGUGCUCACAAGAAGAUCUGUGGAACCAUUGAAGGUUACAAACAGUCUGUCUCUGAGGGACAGCCCCAUUUGAAUGGGUCAGAUGAUGAACAUGUUUCUGAUGAUGAUCACAAAACGCCAGGUUCGGUUUUGUCAGGUUCAAAUUUCUCGGAAACAGGCAACAAUGAGAAGGGCAAUGCAGGAAAUGUAGAGAAAUCUAUUAGAUCGGAAUAUGAGGUGUUUACGGAUGCAGUUGCAGACUUUUCGGAUAGUGGAUCAAAUCCAGAUAUUAAGGACCGGUUGCAAGAUAGUUUGGACUACGGAGCUGAUAUGGAACUUGUAGAUUCAAAAGAACCUAAAUUUUCAGGAAUUUCUGAAGACAAAGAGUUCAAUGGUGGGAAGAUAGUUUUUACACCACAUUUCCUUUUAUUAACUUGA
Messenger RNA from Sphenostylis stenocarpa, 534 nucleotides. The record is from the annotation of a GenBank genome assembly. NCBI's taxonomy places the organism in Eukaryota, Viridiplantae, Streptophyta, Magnoliopsida, Fabales, Fabaceae.